AUGAGUGCGGAGACCUUUAUAUUAUUUGAGGCAGCUCCUGGCCUGCUCCUUUUGCGGGUUAAGGAAUGGGAUUCAAUAGCACAAGAUACGGACGCAGUGCAGGAAGCUUGUGCUGAUGCCCAGCGCUUUAAACAGUUGGUUUCUUGCGAGGCAUUCUAUCCAUUCGCCGAUGCAGCAGAGGCCUUAGAAACGCUGGUGGGGGUAGCAAGCGGCACAGUGCCGCCUUGCAUGCAGAAGUUCUUGGAGUUGCACAUGCCUGCUGCAGCACGACAAGGCAGCAGCGGCAAAAGCAAGAAAAAGCAGCUUGCCGGGGUGGGGGAGGAGGUAACUGCCUGUGCCUUGGGUGUAUGCGAUCCUACCUUAGGAAAGGCCCUAAGUAACUUAGGGUACAGCGUGGUGUAUAGUCCUGCUAUGCUAGAAAUGCAUAGAGGCGUACGCAUGCAUAUGAAGGCUCUUGCAAAGCCUUUAAAGUCGCUUCCUCUGAACAAGUUUCAAGUUGGUCUUGGCCACAGCUACAGCCGUCACUUAAUGCAACUUGAUCCGCGCAUGCAAGAUAAGCCUAUUAUGCAAUCUGUUGCUCUUAUUGAUUCCCUUGACAAAACUAUCAACUCCUUUUCUAUGAAGCUUAAAGAAUGGUACGGAUGGCACUUCCCGGAGCUCGUCAAGAUCGUAUCCGAUACAGAGGCUUACGCCAAGACGCUUCUUGUUGUAAAACAGAAGGAAGAAUUCGACGAAGAGGAGGGCCGAGAGGCGCUGCUUGAAGCUGUAGGCAACAGCGAAGAAAUUGCUGCACAGGUACUAAGUGCUAUGAAGCACUCGAUGGGGCAGGAGAUUUCCUCUGAAGACUUCGAAAAUAUUCACGAGUUUGCCAAGCAGGUGCUAAAUCUAUGCGAGCAGCGGCGCUCGCUGCAAGAGUAUUUAAGCGCUAAGAUGGAUCUCGUCUCUCCAAAUCUAAAGGCAGUGGUCGGAGACGUUUUAGGUGCUCGCCUGAUUUCCCAUGCUGGUGCUCUCGUCUCUCUUGCAAAAUACCCCGCCUCCACGAUACAAAUUUUAGGAGCAGAAAAGGCGUUGUUCCGAGCUUUGAAGUCGCGCAGUGGUCGUACACCUAAAUAUGGCUUACUGUUCCAUUCCUCUUUCAUUGGAAGAGUGCAGCAGCAGAAGCACAGGGGAAGAAUGAGCAGAUAUUUGGCCUCAAAAUGUGCUCUCGCUGCCCGCAUUGAUGCCUUCGGCGACGAAGCAGAUAAGGCAGACAGCGGCUUCCAGCGGCAGCACAUCUUUGGAGAUAAACUCAGAGAACAACUCGAAGAAAGACUUAAGUAUUUGGCUGACGGCGUUGUGCCUCGCAAGAAUUUGGACGUCAUGAGGGAGGCUGCAGCAGAAGUGGAGGUGCAGCGUGCUGCUGAGGCAAAGGCGCUUAGGAAGGCAAAGAAGAAGAAGGCGAAGGCAGAAGCAGCAGCAGCUGCUGCAGCUGCAGCAGCGGCAGAAGCAGAGGGGGAGACAGCAGCAGCAGCAGAGGAUGAAGAGGAGGCUGCGGAGGAACAGGAGAAGCCAAAGAAGAAGAAGAAGAAAAGACAUGCUGAAUAUGAGGGAGAAGAAGACGUAGCAGAAGCUGCUUCUGUUGUGACGGCAGGAAAGAAGAAGAAACACAAGAUAGAAGUAGCUGCCUGA
This is a messenger RNA of Eimeria maxima, 1668 nucleotides long. RefSeq names its product nucleolar protein 5A, putative. NCBI's taxonomy places the organism in Eukaryota, Apicomplexa, Conoidasida, Eucoccidiorida, Eimeriidae. Bases 1 to 1668 code for a protein of 555 amino acids. The record is from RefSeq and is a predicted model, not a curated record. The transcript is spliced from 6 exons. Gene Ontology annotation, cellular component: box C/D methylation guide snoRNP complex; small-subunit processome. Gene Ontology annotation, molecular function: snoRNA binding.